Brassica rapa (field mustard) is the source of this 2589-nucleotide messenger RNA. RefSeq names its product cyclin-dependent kinase F-4. The record is from RefSeq and is a predicted model, not a curated record. Gene Ontology annotation, molecular function: protein kinase activity; ATP binding. Gene Ontology annotation, biological process: protein phosphorylation. Lineage: Eukaryota; Viridiplantae; Streptophyta; Magnoliopsida; Brassicales; Brassicaceae.
AAGCACACCGUAUAUUCAUGUAGUGCUGCACAGAAGAUCAUAAGUUUUUUUUAAACGAGACCACAAUAUCAAAGGCAAGGAAAAAUAUUCUCUUUCACGAGGUAACCGCACACAGAAAGAGAGGAGAGAGAGGGAAGGAUUGAUAUUUGCUGUAACGGAAUCGAAAAGUAGAAAGGUGAAAGAGGUAGCAGAAGCUCUGGAUUUCCGUCGGCGGCGACGGUGGUUAUGCCUGUUGGCUCUGAGGUUGUAUCAGGCUUAGUUUUGGGUGGAUUGUGUGUUUUUUUUCUGAGAUAUGGAGCAAGUUCUCGUCUGGCCAAGCUGCUUCCAUCAUCGGCUUUUCUCUUUCCAAGAAGCGCUUGAUUGGCGGUUUCUUGUUCGUUCUGAUUUCCUUGUUGGCUCUUUCGUUAACUGCACUUAGUUCUCAAACUCUCUCCUAUCAUCUUUAGGGAAGGCGUGAGGCAAACAGGUUGAAGUCUGCAAAUUCUUCCUUCGCAUAGUCCUAAAGAAACCUCUUUAUCUGCCCCCUGCUGACAAAAGCUUUGUUAGCCCCCUCUUCCAUUUCUUGUUCUUAUGGGCGCUGGUUGAAGAAGAAUAUACCAAUUUCCUUUUCAAGUUUACAUGAUGCUAUUUUCUUGAGUCUGAACCCCUACCUGAGUUGUUGUGAGCUUCGGGUCCUUCCUGUUAGCCAACACAUUUUGGUUCCUUUGUGUCUUUGAGUUCUCAGUAUGUGUUUUCCUCUUCUCUUGCUCUCUUUCUUUUUCCUUAAUGGUCAACCCAUUGGUUCUCAAAGUAAAUAACGGUCAGUCUACCCAGCUGGAGAAUCAUUGGUUUUACUGCUUUGGUGUCCAGUCCUUGCUACGAACUACUGAAAGAUUAAUGCUAUAUAAAUCUUUCAGAAGUUCUUUACAUACAUAAAAAGUAAAAUAAAAUAAAGAGGUUACUUUGCUUUACCGGAGAGAAUAUGGACAGGUACAAGUUAAUAAAAGAGGUUGGUGAUGGAACUUUUGGUACUGUUUGGCGAGCUAUCAAUAAGCAAACGGGUGAAGUUGUUGCAAUUAAGAAAAUGAAAAAGAAGUACUACUCAUGGGACGAAUGCAUUAAUCUGAGAGAAGUGAAGUCCCUUAGGAGGAUGAAUCAUCCAAACAUCGUGAAGCUGAAGGAAGUCAUCCGGGAACAUGAUAUCCUAUACUUUGUCUUUGAGUACAUGGAGUGCAAUCUUUAUCAGCUUAUGAAGGAUCGAAAAAAGCUUUUCGCAGAAGCUGAUAUUAGAAACUGGUGCUUUCAAGUCUUCCAAGGCCUUUCUUAUAUGCAUCAGCGUGGUUACUUCCACCGCGAUCUUAAGCCAGAAAAUCUAUUAGUCUCUAAAGACAUCAUCAAGAUUGCUGAUUUUGGUCUGGCAAGGGAGGUUAAUUCGAGUCCACCUUUUACCGAGUAUGUUUCUACACGCUGGUAUAGGGCACCUGAAGUACUCCUUCAGUCAUAUGUAUACACAUCAAAAGUUGAUAUGUGGGCGAUGGGAGCUAUUAUGUCUGAGUUGUUGUCUCUUCGUCCUAUAUUUCCAGGGGCUAGUGAAGCAGAUGAAAUCUACAAAAUCUGUGAUGUCAUAGGCAGUCCAACUGAAGAGACCUGGUUAGAGGGACUUAAUCUUGCAAACACCAUAAACUAUCAAUUCCCCCAGCUUUCUGGCGUUCCUCUUUCAAGCCUGAUGCCAUCUGCUAGUAAAGAUGCAAUUAAUCUUAUUACGCGGCUUUGCUCCUGGGAUCCAUGCAACAGACCGACUGCUGCGGAGGCCCUGCAGCACCCGUUCUUUCAGAGUUGCUUUUAUGUCCAACCAUCUCUCCGACCCAAACCAUCUGUUGCAAGAACUCCGCCUGUUGGACCAAGGGGAUCAUUCGAGCAGCAACCAGUUAAACGGCAACCAGUGUCUCUUGCUAAAGCUAAGACCUUCAACAGCCAUUCUUCUCCAAAGUCGAAUGCUGCUUUUGGUAGUGGUGUCCAUAGGAAACUCGAUUUGGCUAAACAAGAUGCUACGAGAAACACUAAACCUGUGAGAAGUUCCGUCAAAGACACCAUAUACAGACCACCCGGAAGAAAGAGUCCUUGUAAUGCAGCAGGUUCAUCGGUGAACAAGAACCGUGUCGCUCGUGGUGUAUCUGAAACUGGUGAUAAGCUCUCGAACAUGAGCAUCAGAGGAACCGUGUCUAGAAGACACUCAGUGUCUGUGAUGCAGCAACAGCAGCUGAAGCCGCUGCAGAUGAAGGCAGGAUGUGUAGGAGAAACACGUGACAUGUUCAUUAGACCAACACAAUCCACCACCAAUGCCUACUCUAGGAAAGUCGCCGGCUGACCCAAAAUAAAAAAAACCUCAACACAAGCCUCUUCUGAAGAAUACUUUUACGAUAAAUAUCUUACUCUAUACUCUGGUUUGUCCAUAAAAUCAAAUACCUUAAUGUCUUUUCAGUUACACGACGGUCAUGUGUCGUCUGCAGCUCUUGUUUCAUUUUCUUUUCAUACUUUCGGUCGUGUGAUGGUUUGUAUUAUGCGUGACGAUUGACUUGAUGGUUUGCAAUAAAGUUCGACUUGGGACUA